AUGACAUCCAUCACAAUCGCCGCUAAAUCCUCCCUCUUCGAACCAGCGCACGCCCCUCUGACCCCUUUCACACGCACCCAAUGGCGUCACGCCCUACGAGAAAUAAAGCUGCUGUACGUCCAGAAGCAGUACAAACGAUGCCUCGCCCGUUCGUCGUCUAUUCUCGCGGGGGCGAGGGAGCCUAUUAACUCCAUUUACAAACUCUACUUGCACUUCUACAGCGCUAUUUGCUACGAGGCGAUGGGUUUGUACGCGCACGAUUACUCGAGUAAGAAGGUGCCGCUGCUCAGAGAGGCGUUGGGGUGCUUUGCGGCUUGUUUGAGUGCGUUUCCGGUGGAGGUUGAGGUGGAAAGUGAGCUUGAGGUUGAGCUUGGGCAAGCGGUGCUUGUGCGGAGAGAUUCGGGGGUUGGGUUUGCCUCCCAUGAUGAGGUUGAGUGCGACUUUGGUCCGGGCUACAAGGGUGGGGAUAGCGACGACGUCUUCGGGAGUGAGACUGGGAUUGAAUUGAGCGCCGUUGGUGAAGAUCCGGAGGAAUCUCCCUCUCUCUCGCCCUCCCCGUCUUCAUCUUCUACGCCUACUCCAUACGCGUCAACCGUCGGCUCAAGGUCAAGAUCGAGAUCAAUCUCCCCGGCCGAUACCAUCGUGACCAGCAUCACGGAUUUCAUUGACAGGACCCUCGAUUGUCCUGACGACGACCCGUUCCUAGCAGACUCGGACUGUGAGGAUCCCAUCAGUCUUGAGCUCGGCGUCGACAGUGAAGACUUCGAGGCUAUCCAUAUCCUCGACGAGAAAGAUCCAGGUCAGGGUCAACCACUUGUUCCUUCGCCCCUACAAGUCCGCAAGUCGAAAACCGCUAGACCCCUCUCGCUCUUCCUGCCAUCCCUUGAUAACCACCAUAGGAAGGAAAAUACAAAUGCAUUCAUGACCCCACAGAGCGAGUCUUACGCUGCAGCCGCAAUGGAACUUAGUACCCGAGCACGGGCACGUCCUCUCCCAUCUCUCCCUAUCGCCUGCUCCAAAUUCAAUACCGAUCCGUCUAAGCGAAACACUAUUACCCCUCCCCCUCCCCCUUCCCUCUCUCUAAACGCACACAUCCACGCCUAUAACACCUCCCUCUCCUUCCUGCACACCCAAAUAAGCAGCACAAUCACACAUCUCCAGUCUCAAAUCCAGGACGUCACAGCCCUCCAACAAGCCCGCGCCACAUCCCGCCGAAGCGGGAAUUUCCAGCGCUCCGCAUCCUUCUGGUCGUUUAGCCCUGUCAAGGACGGCACUUCCUCGCGCCGGAACUCUUCAUAUACGCAAGAUAGCGGCGUCUCGUCGUCCAGACGCGAGGGUAUCGCGGACCGGAUUUCGAGACUUCGCGCGGAGGGGUGGGAUACCGUGGGCUUGAGGAACCCGGGGCGCGGGUGGAAGGGCGAGGAGUAUUAUCGCGAGUUCUGUGGGAUGGCGCUUGAUGAGCUUUAUCUUGGGUGA
This is a messenger RNA of Aspergillus mulundensis, 1476 nucleotides long. RefSeq lists its product as uncharacterized. NCBI's taxonomy places the organism in Eukaryota, Fungi, Ascomycota, Eurotiomycetes, Eurotiales, Aspergillaceae. The coding region runs from base 1 to 1476 and encodes 491 amino acids. The record is from RefSeq and is a predicted model, not a curated record. The transcript is spliced from 2 exons.